Molecule: messenger RNA, 590 nt
Organism: Metschnikowia bicuspidata var. bicuspidata NRRL YB-4993
Lineage: Eukaryota; Fungi; Ascomycota; Pichiomycetes; Serinales; Metschnikowiaceae
Exons: 1
Coding region: 16-480 (154 amino acids)
Source: RefSeq, a predicted model, not a curated record
CCAGGUGUCAUAUCAAUGGAGACAACUAGGGGCUUUUUGGAAAUGCAAGAGGCAGAGGCUGGAAACACGAGAGGCUGGAAAUGCAAGAGACUGGAAACGCAAGAGACUGGAAAUGCAAGAGACUGGAAACGCAAGAGACUGGAAAUGCAAGAGGCUGGAAUUCAAGAGACUGGAAUUCAAGAGACUGGAAUUCAAGAGACUGGAGAUGCAAGAGGCUGGUAUCACAAGAGACUGGCAUUACAAGAGGCUGGAAACACAAGAGACUGGAAAAACAAAAGGCUGGAAACACAAGAGGCUGGCAACACAAAAGUCUGUUCACACAAGAGGCGGGACAACAGAGUCCAGAACAUCAGCAAGGUCCGGAAAGGCAGCAGGGUCCGGGAAAUAUCAAAGCUGCACCAUGAAAAUGCGUGCGUUCGAUUGCAAGUGCUUUCAUCCCGCCACUCCUACAUAGCCAGAUUCACUACAGCGUUGGGCUGAAGACUUCAGAAUCUAUUCCAUCGAAGAGGGCGACUAGGCGUUCCAAUUAUUGGCACUACAAAAUCCUUCUCGCAAACAAGACAAUAAGCAGGUUUUUUCUAUUGUCUCUG